This is a messenger RNA of Onychostruthus taczanowskii (white-rumped snowfinch), 1677 nucleotides long. RefSeq names its product anaphase promoting complex subunit 16 (gene ANAPC16). The coding region runs from base 711 to 1043 and encodes 110 amino acids. Gene Ontology annotation, cellular component: anaphase-promoting complex; kinetochore; cytosol. NCBI's taxonomy places the organism in Eukaryota, Metazoa, Chordata, Aves, Passeriformes, Passeridae. Gene Ontology annotation, biological process: protein ubiquitination. The transcript is spliced from 5 exons. The record is from RefSeq and is a predicted model, not a curated record.
UGUCACAGUUUCUUGACACAAGGACUUCUGAGAAGCGAGCAGCAACAGCGGCAGGCAGAGCGCAGCUGGGGCUGCAGGAUCCGCCUCCUGACGGCAGCAUCCACAGGGGCUCCGCGGGAACCGACUCCAGGCAGGGGCACCGGCAGGGCCCGCACCGCGCAAAUUCCCGGGGCGCCGAGGGCACUGCAGCCACAGCACCCUUCGGCUUUACUGUGACAGCGCUGCGGGAAGGCGGCGGGAGCAGCAAAGCCUCCCCGCUCCCCCCACCACUGCCGCCGCCAUUUUGUUCCCUCUCCCUCCCCUCCCCACACGCGUCCCACCGGAAGUGGCGCGCGCCCCGCCCCAUCAUGCACCGCGAGCGCGGCCACGCGCGCCGCCCGCACCAAGCCGCCGUCCGGGCUCCCAGCUGAAGGAGAGAGCGUUCGGCACGGGACCGGGGAGCGCCGGGAGGCGGCGGAGGCCCGGAAGGCAGAAUCACGUCUGGGCUGAUGCAGAAAGCAGCUGCCGCAGCUUCGGCACGGCGCGGCUCCCGGCAGGAUGCGGAGCUGGGACUGGCAGUCCCGCAGCCUUCCAGGUUUUAUGAGGCAGCAGCGCUUCUGUGUUUGUGCUCCUGGAAACAAGGAGGGAAAAAGGAAAGAAACUCCACCUUUCAUGGCCCUGGGGAGCAGGACAAGCGCCAGGGCAGCUAAAGGCCGCUGGGCCGGGGUGCGAUGGCAGCCUCCUCCUCAUCCUCCUCGGCCGGUGGAGUCAGCGGCAGCUCCGUGACAGGGUCGGGGUUCAGCGUUUCGGACCUGGCGCCGCCCCGGAAAGCCCUCUUCACUUAUCCCAAAGGAGCCGGCGAGAUGCUGGAAGAUGGCUCUGAGAGGUUCCUCUGCGAGUCUGUGUUCAGCUUUCAGGUUGCAUCAACAUUAAAGCAAGUGAAGCACGAUCAACAAGUCGCAAGGAUGGAAAAACUUGCUGGUCUGGUGGAAGAGCUGGAGGCAGAUGAGUGGAGGUACAAGCCAAUAGAGCAGCUCCUGGGAUUCACUCCUUCCUCAGGCUGAGCGUGUCUGGAUUGCUGCUGUCAGGGAGCAGAAGAAAAACGUUCCCUGGCCCGGCUUCAAAACACCCCCCCAUUUAUCAAAUGCUGACAGCUGCAUCGGCAGGAUGGGGCUUUGGGUUUUUUUGAGAGUGGGGAUCCCCCGUAAAGCUGCCAAUAAAUGGAAAUGAUGAGAUUCUGUAGGUCCUUACAGGCUGGCAGGGCUUGGUUUCUGUAACUUCGAAGGCAGGAUCAGCUGUACAGCCCCUGGAUCAUCUCUGUGUUGUUUACAGAGGGGGGCACACGGACAGUGUGGCUGUGGGGAGGGCGACCUCGUCACUCGGCCCGGGUUCCCGCUGGAGCGCAGCCGGAGCACUGGGUGAGCGGGGAAACCCUCUGGAGCAAAUGCCAGAAGCACUCCUCAGCCCCUGCCGUGGUUCUGGGGGAUGGACACAAACUGUCCCAGGGUUGGGUGAGGGGCCAAGCGGCGUCACCUCCUCCAGCAGUGCCUCGGCCAUUGCCCAGGCUGUUCCCUCUUCAUCACUGUUUCUGUGGUAGCACUGGCAGGAUACUGCUCUGUCUUUUAUUACCCUGAAACUUUGUCCUCUUUGUUCUGUAUUAGAUUUCUCUGUGACAAUAAAAUAACUCUGUCUUUGAAA